Paramuricea clavata is the source of this 1781-nucleotide messenger RNA. The record is from the annotation of a GenBank genome assembly. NCBI's taxonomy places the organism in Eukaryota, Metazoa, Cnidaria, Anthozoa, Malacalcyonacea, Plexauridae.
AUGAACAUUAUUUCAGGCUCUGCCCAAGCAGGUACAGAUAUAAAUUAAACAUUCAUAGAGAGGCUGUCAACAAGAUCUAAACCUGCUGUGAACAUUAUCGAAAAUGCUACUGGAAAAGACAUUCUUAUUUCCUCGGAACUUGCCAUCUUACCAAACAAACUGUGUUUUAUCUGGGCUUCUACGCUUGAUAGAAAGUUACGAAAGUUUGCUCUUCCCGACAAACAUCGCUACGGACUGAAGUUUCACAUUUCUCGCAAAUGUUCUCACGUUGUGCUACUUAUUCUCCUUGCUGGCGACAUAGCAACCAACCCAGGUCCUACAGCUGGUUCACGUGAAACAGAUAAUUCAAAAACUCUCUGGUUAAAAGUACUGUAUUUAAAUGCCAGAAGUCUAAAAGCAUUUGUUCAUCCAAUUGGGGACAAAUCGGUAAAAGUUUGUAAAAUCUCGUUAUUGCAACAAUUAGCCAUUCCGAAGUUGAUGAGUGUUAAAAAGUGCCCAAAUUAAGAAAUGAACCAAAUCACUAAAAAGACCACCUCAAAAUUUGUAAGUAUACAAAGUUUGAAGACGUUUACAUGAAUGACAUGAAGACGUUUACAUGCAAUUUUUGUUUUUGGGACGCGCGUCCCAAAAACAAUCUUUUAAUCAGUAAUUUCAUAAUUUUCGAAAGCUUCUUCGAAGGGUAUUCAAGUAAACAUCUUCAAACUUUGUAUACUUACUAAUUUUGAGGUGGUCUUUUUAGUGAUUUAGUUCAUUUCUUAAUUUGGGCACUUUUUAACACUCGUCCCCAAUCCACUCAUCAACUUCGGAAUGGCUAAUUGACAUAUGGCGGUAAUUACGACGUUGUAUGUGUAUGUCAGACCUGCUUAAACAAUUUAAUCACUUAAACAGUGAGAUCUUGCCAAAUUAUGGAUCUAUCUUCCGAUGUGACAGAGCUGACAGAAUUGGUGGUGGUGUUCUUGUUGCUGUGAAGACUGGUAUACAAGUCACACGCAGACAUGAUCUAGAACCUGAUAAUACGGAACUUGUCGUUACCGAAUUAAUGAAAUCUAACAACAAACCAAUCAUACUUUACACGUUUUAUCGCCCUCCCGACUCUAAACCCGAUCUCCUUCAGCAGCUAAAUGAUUCUAUUCAAAACAACCCAGAAUCAAGUCGUAUUGUACUGGUAGGCGAUUUUAUUCUACCAUCAAUUAAAUGGUCGUCUGAUCAGAAAACCCCCAUCAACAUUGGAGGACCUGCUGAGAAUGAAAUCUUUUACGAUUUAGUAGACGACAACUUCCUUCUGCAAUACAUACUUGGCCCUACCCCUACUGCUGGUAAUAAACUCGAUCUGUUGAUGUGUAACUCUCCUGAAAUCGUCGGCGACGUCUCCGUUUUCCACCCAGAUCACUACAUCGUUUAAAAGUUUAAAAGAGCCAAGCCAAUAAAUCGCCGAGUAUUCGACUAUGGAAAAGGAAAUUUCGAUGAGCUGCGUAACUUCCUGACACGAUAUCCCAUCAAUGUUACCCCAACUGAUAGCAUUAAUGAUGACUGGGAACAAUGGAAGGACACUUUCUUAACUGCUGUGAGAAGGUACAUCCCGAUGAGAACUGUCAAAGACAAAAAUAGUCCACCAUGGAUCGAUAAACAAGUGCGUCAACUAAUCCGUAAGAAGUUCAAAGCUCUAAAACAAUACCGCAGGAACAAAUCUGCUGAUCGAAAGCGUAAAUUACGAAGCGUUACUCAACAAAUAAAAUACUUGAUUCGAAGUAAACACCGAGGCUAUCUGGCUAAAAUAGAAA